Pantherophis guttatus is the source of this 477-nucleotide messenger RNA. NCBI's taxonomy places the organism in Eukaryota, Metazoa, Chordata, Lepidosauria, Squamata, Colubridae. The record is from RefSeq and is a predicted model, not a curated record.
CACCCUGGGCAAUGCCUCCUCCUCUUCUUCCUCCUCCGCCGCCGCCUCCUCCUCCUUGCGGGCUGUCCACCCACCCUUUCACCACAAAGAAGGGGUCCUCCAUGGACAUGACGCCUGGCGUCCGUCGCCGUGCGGGCUUGCUUCCAAGUUGGUCCCCCCACGCCGUGCCCAGCGCUUCCCAGCCUGGGCCGCCCGUUCGCUUCCGAGGCUUGUUGCAACCCUCCGCUCGCCCCCUUUCCCCCUACGGGCUGGAGCAGCAGCAGCAGCGACGCCUCUCCGCCCCGCUCGCUCUUCUUCCCACUCAGCGGGUUUCAGCGCCCUUGGCCGGAGGAGCCCCCGUUCACGUGAGAAGGGAAGAGCGGCACUCCCCAUUGGAGCAGAAGGACGUCCACCUCGCCCCACGUGACGAGAUAGACUGAAGUGCCUCAGACUGACAUGGAUUUCAACUACCAGCAAUGUUUCUGAAUAAGACUUGUG